Messenger RNA from Iphiclides podalirius (scarce swallowtail), 1641 nucleotides. The record is from the annotation of a GenBank genome assembly. Lineage: Eukaryota; Metazoa; Arthropoda; Insecta; Lepidoptera; Papilionidae.
AUGGAAGACGAAAGUGAUGAGCAUUUCAUUUAUAGGUUAAAUGACAACGGCUCCGGACCCAGCCUCCUUGUCAAGGUAUGCGCCGAACGCGGCUGGCGGAUAUACCAGCCGUGCGCACGUGGCGAGGACCGGUGGAAUCUUUGGUGGAGGGCGGGCGCCUUCCCGGCCGCGUGCUACAAAGCUCUCGGCGAUUGGCAGUUUAUGAACCACAUACCAAAAGGGGGAUCGAUAUGUCGAAAGGACAGCCUGUCUCGACUCCUGCGAUGCAUGAGAAGGAUUUAUGGAUCCAUUUACGAUUUCAGCCCGCCGUGUUUCCACUUGCCUCUGGAAUACGCCAAGCUGGUCUCCGAGUGCUCGAGGCUCAGACGCGCCGAAGAUGGAUCCGGCUCCAACGUCGUCUGGAUACACAAGCCAGUCGCGCAGAGCCAGGGCCGCGGGAUAUUUCUAUUUCGGAGCGUCUGCGAAAUGCGUUGCGGCAGUGCGGCUGUGGUGCAGCGGUACAUAGAGCGACCGCUGCUGAUCGCGGGCUACAAGUUCGAUCUCAGACUUUACGUUUGUGUGCCGGGGUACCGACCUCUUACAGCCUAUAUGUACGCCGAGGGCUUAGCUAGAUUCGGAACUGACAAGUACACGCUGUCCGAUAUUCAUAAUCCGUACAGGCACCUGACCAACUCUUCCCUCAACAAAACCGGACCUAGAUACGCCGAGUGCAAGGACAGAAUUGGCAGCGGUUGCAAAUGGACGUUGAAGCAAGUGAGGCGAGCGCUGGUGGGCAGAUGGGGCGCGGUGGAGUGGCUCGUGUGGCAGCGCAUCAGGGCCCUCGUAACCCUGACCCUUUUAGCGCAGGCCGCUGGCACUCCACCGGCCAGGAACUGCUUCGAGUUCUACGGCUUCGAUGUGUUGCUCGAUGAGUCUUUGAAGCCAUGGCUGCUCGAGGUAAACCUUUCGCCCGCCCUAGCAGCAGACUGCGAGGCUGACGUCAUUGUGAAGCAACCAAUGUUGCACGAGUUGUUCGACUUGCUGGGACUACCCAUGCGGCACACAGGUUUAUCGCUACUGCAAGGUCCGCCAACGCCACUGCUUAACAGAGAAGACGCUAGUUGCAGUUCAGAGGAAGAGGGCGUUGCGGCCCGCUCCGUGCCCUCUCGUGUGAAAACAGCGGGACCGCGUAGAGGUCAGCGCUGGAGACGUCGACGGGCGAUGCCCAUACACUGUGUCACCUUACAGGCACCACUGCCAGAUACGUACACGUCGACGUCGUGUGUGGCCAUAACGCCGGCGGAUUGCGCGGACGAGAGCUGGCGGGGCGGAUACGCGACGGCCGCGAGCCGCCGGCGGAUGGUCAGCGCGUGCACUUGGGGCAACGGCGUGCGGUGGCACCGCAGCGCCCCGCGCGUGGGCCGCUGGGUGCGCAUAUACCCGCACACGCUGCCCGACGACGAGCAGCAAUUGUCAAUGGAGGACGCUAGAGAGAGCGUGGCCCACGUGUCCAAGUUCGUUCGAGCCGCGAGGGAAGUGGUGAAGGAAAGUGGGCGCGAUAUCCGCGCGCCGAGGGAUAGCGGACGAGACGCCGCUUUCGAGGCCUCGCUCCGCAAGAAGCUCGGCUACGGCGCCCAAUUCGAAGUGUGGCUCCCUCCAUUC